UUAUAAAAGAACGAAUUGAAAUUUUUAAUGUGAAUAAAUGAAGCGACAGCUUCUUAAAAAAUUUAUCUGUUCUAUAAUAUUCACCGUGUGAUAUGCUCCAAACGAGAUCUCGAUUUACCAUUUGGACGAUUAUAGGUGAUGUAAGAAGAUGGUUAGCGUCAGCUACAUCUUCAAAAAGUGGUUCAGGAAAAGAAGCUCCACCGUGUGCAAGGAUUGCAAAAUUUGAUACUUGUCAACUAGAUCCUUGUAUGUUAGAUCCUUGCAAUCCCGAACCGAAUAUUAUAAUAAUUGGAGCUGGAAUGGCUGGUCUUUCAGCUGCUCAUCGACUUGCACAAUGUGGCCUCAAAAAUUUUAAAAUACUCGAAGCUACAGAUCGACCAGGAGGACGGAUUCAUUCUUGUUGGCUCGGUGAUAUUGUUGCUGAGAUGGGAGCUACAUGGAUUGAAGGAGGAUGUGUCGCUAAUCCGAUAUUCACGCUUGCUGCUCAAGAAGGUUUGCUAAAACCACCAUUAUUCAGGCCAGAUCCGAGCAAAGGCUUGUUUUGUACAAGCGAUGGUCGUGCUAUUGAUUUACCUAUCAGUAUAACAGCUUAUCAUGCGUUUCGACAAAUAGAGCAACAGGCAGCAGCAUUAUUUUCUCUCGGUUGCGGUAGAAAUCAUGGAAAUUUACUUAAUUUUAUGGGUAUCAGAAUACAACAAGAACUGCAUAAUUUUCCAGAAGAGCAGAGGUACGAUGCAGCACGAGUGAUGUAUGGUUUAACGAAUUGUGUACGUUGUCGCUGCGGUGAUGAUCUUUCACUUGUAUCCGCCGAUCAAUUUGGCAGUUACAUCGAGGUACCUGGUGGAAAUGUUCGUGUUCCUCUUGGCUACGUUGGAACUUUGGCACCUUUGUUGCGCGAGUUACCAAGCAACUCCAUGAAAUAUUGCAAACCGGUGAGUUGUGUUCGGUGGGGUGCAGCCAGUGAGACGUGCCCACGAGCAAUGGUAAAAUGUUGUGAUGGUGAAGAAUUUCUGGCCGACUAUGUCAUCGUUAGUGUCUCGUUAGGUGUUCUAAAACACCAACAUGAGAAACUUUUUUGUCCGGCACUGCCUGCAGAAAAAGUUGAAGCUAUUUCUCGAUUGGGCUAUGGCUAUGUAAACAAAAUUUUCUUAGAAUACGAGAGACCGUUUUGGGUAUGGCAUGAAGGUAGUAUCAGACUCGCUUGGUCAGCCGAUGAACUCUCCGAGCGGUGCGAUUGGGUUAAAGGUAUAUCUGUGGUUGAAGAACUUGUGGGCUCACAACAUGUUCUCUGUGCUUGGGUAUGCGGUCGAGAAGCAGCGGAUAUGGAACUUUGCACUGAUGAACAAAUUGUUGAAUCAAUGACUCGACUUUUACGUCAAUUUACUGGAGAUCCAACUUUACCGUAUCCGGCAAAUUUACUUCGAAGUAAAUGGUGUAUGGACCAAUUUUUCGCUGGAUCUUAUAGUUACAUGGCUUUAGAUAGUACAGUUGGACAUCAAUGCGAUUUAUCAAGUCCAUUACCAGGUUCAUGCGAUCCAAUUGCACCAAUUUUAUUAUUCGCUGGAGAAGCAACGAUUCCUGGUCAUCACAGCACAGUUCAUGGUGCAAGAUUAAGUGGAAUUCGUGAAGCAGAUAGAAUAAUCCAAAUGACAAAAUGUUUUAAAGGCCCACCUAAAAAAGUUGCAGAAACUACAUCCCUGUGUCACUGAUAGUAUUAAUAUACUCAUAUAUA
Ceratosolen solmsi marchali is the source of this 1732-nucleotide messenger RNA. RefSeq names its product peroxisomal N(1)-acetyl-spermine/spermidine oxidase. NCBI's taxonomy places the organism in Eukaryota, Metazoa, Arthropoda, Insecta, Hymenoptera, Agaonidae. The record is from RefSeq and is a predicted model, not a curated record. The transcript is spliced from 6 exons. The coding region runs from base 93 to 1709 and encodes 538 amino acids. Gene Ontology annotation, molecular function: polyamine oxidase activity.